UGAUAUUACCGUAAUUACUAGAUUACAUGAGUCUUUCCUGAGGGUUAUACCCACAUAGCAGACUGCAGCCGUGCAGGACAAGAAUACAGUAUAUACGGUAGUAAAAUGAGCUACAGAAGCACCGCGUUCCUUUUACGUUGCUGGAAAUGUAGAAAGUAUGUAACAAACUCGACAUGUAUCAUCAACGAUGAAGAAUGCACAGAAACUCUGGAAAUUCUGAUUCAAUGUCCAUCUCAGGAGACCUGUAAUAUAUGGCAUCUAGAAGUUGAAGCAAGUCCAAACUGGAUAAAAAAGGAGAUUGAGAAGGAACACUGGACGGCUGGUAAGCUGCACUGUCCAUAUUGCAGAACACGUCUCGGGGCCUUUAACUUUGUUCACAGCACCAAAUGCUCCUGUGGCAGGCUUGCAGUCAUACGCCUUUGUAAGAGCAAAAUUGAUGUGGACGUUGCUGUGAAAACACCAUGCCAAGCUUCAUCUGCCUCUAAAAUUUCUACACAUUUUGACAAGAAAUUCAAAAAAGGGAUGGCAGAACAUCACAAGAGAAACUGGAUCAUGGACAGAUAUGUGGCUGGGACAUUAGUGGAUGCGCUGUGCCUUGAAGUGCCUAAACAUGACAAGUACUUUGAGCCAAGUGGUGAAAGACCUUACAUCACCUUCAAUGUUAAGAACUACAACUCAGUAUUACAGGAACGAAAGGCAAACUGUAAUAGAAAUAAAUGUGCUUCAUAG
Messenger RNA from Bufo bufo (common toad), 729 nucleotides. It is a transcript of the gene RNF180, whose product is annotated as ring finger protein 180. The record is from RefSeq and is a predicted model, not a curated record. The transcript is spliced from 5 exons. Gene Ontology annotation, molecular function: ubiquitin conjugating enzyme binding; ubiquitin protein ligase activity. Bases 106 to 729 code for a protein of 207 amino acids. Gene Ontology annotation, biological process: serotonin metabolic process; protein polyubiquitination; norepinephrine metabolic process. Lineage: Eukaryota; Metazoa; Chordata; Amphibia; Anura; Bufonidae. Gene Ontology annotation, cellular component: endoplasmic reticulum membrane.